GAGAAUUGCUGCCUUCGACACAGAAAGUUUCCGUGUUAAGGACUUGUCUCUUCCGAGAUUUCUUUGUGUCUUUAAAGGAUCAAGAUUGAGUCUGGGCACACAGUGUGUGCUAAGAAAAGAAUAAUUUAUUGACUUGAAGCCUCGUAGGUCGUGAAUCACUUAGAGGCACUGAGUUUAGGCCUCAGUGAAUACUUGCUGCCGGUUGGUCCAGUUCUCAGGGAACAGCCAUGGGCCCAAAGAAAAAUUCCAAGCUUCAAGAAAGUGGAGGAUCAAAGACCUCUAUUAAAUUUGAAAAACAACUAGGUCCAGAUGAUGAAGAGAUGUAUGACACGACUGCACAGUCGAAAUUUGUCCUAAAGAACCUCAGACACUACACAAUCCAUCCAAAUAUGGCCCAAUACUAUGAGCCUUUGAAGCCCAGUAAACUGCAGAGAUUCCUGACUCAAAGGAAGAAGACCAAUAGUUUCAUGGUAAAGGUGACAGAGUAUGAUCAGGACAUGACGUUACUGCUCAUGACCAACAACCCGCCACCCUACUCCAUCGGCCAGCAGGAAAAUAAUGGUGCUCCCAUAUACUUCCCCCCAGAGUUCCAGUUAAAGGAAACCGUCUAUCGCCGCGAACCCAACAAAAAUGACUUCCUUCCCACAAUGUCUCAGAGAAAGAAGUUAAAACCAGUUCUGAAGCCAAUCUUCCCUAUGAAACGGAUAGGUGACCCUAACUUCAAGGGACAACAAUGGUUUAGGUUUUCUACUGAUAAGGAUUUCAAGAUUGAAGGGAGGUAUUCUGAAGUCCACGCUUUAAGGAAACAGAAAAAAAUGUAUCCUAAUCUCAUCUUUGCCCCAGCCUACCAGAGAGAGACAAGGAAACAAGUUUCCAUGAAGUCGGCGGAUGAAACACCAACUUCGGAAGUGCUUUGGGAACCAUUGACAUUUUCAAAGCUCCUAGAAGAGAAGCCUACAAGAAGUGUGCCAGGGGAGAGCUGCUUUCGCUAUGGAAGGGCCCAACAGUGGGUGGUCAAAAAUGCGGCUGUCAUUAAGUGAAGACAAAUCCUCUCUGCGCUCUCCAAGAACUGAGGGGGCCUGGAGAAGUCACCAACCAAAUAAAGUUCCAUGUUUGUAGCCUCAGA
Molecule: messenger RNA, 1126 nt
Organism: Rattus rattus (black rat)
Lineage: Eukaryota; Metazoa; Chordata; Mammalia; Rodentia; Muridae
Gene: Tsga13
Product: testis specific 13
Exons: 8
Coding region: 228-1040 (270 amino acids)
Source: RefSeq, a predicted model, not a curated record